AUGGUGAGAGUCUGGAGGAAGAAGCUCUGGGCAUCCUGCCUGUGUAUCACAGUAGCCUCCUUUCUCCUCAUUUCCUUCCAGGUGGUCAGUGAGCUUGGCAAAUUUGAAAGGCUGAAGAUAGAAAACUCCAAUCUGAAAGAUGGGAAACACAAGCCUGAAGAGGCCACCAAACAUCUCCAUCCAUUCCUUAAGAAGGGACUGUACCAGAGUAAGAGGAGGGGAUCCAAAGUGGACAGCUAUCCCAUCAUGCUCUGGUGGUCCCCACUAACCGGGGAAACUGGGAGGUUAGGUCACUGUGGAACAGACACCUGUUUUUUUACCAUCAAUCGGAGCUACCAGCAUCACCAUCUGACCAAAGCGUUCCUGUUCUAUGGAACUGACUUCAGCAUAGAUAGUUUGCCUCUGCCUCGGAAAGUCCAUCACGACUGGGCCCUCUUCCAUGAAGAGUCUCCUAAAAACAACUACAAGCUCUUCCACGAGCCGGUCAUCACGUUGUUCAACCACACGGCUACGUUCAGCCGCCACUCCCAUCUGCCCUUAACCACUCAGUACCUGGAGGGUGUCGAUGCCCUGAAGUCCCUCAGGUACAUGGUUCCCUUGCACACCAAAAACAGCCUGCGGCAGCGCCUGGCCCCACUGGUCUACGUGCAGUCUGACUGUGACCCGCCCUCGGACCGGGACAGCUACGUGCGGGAGCUCAUGACCCACAUCCAAGUGGACUCUUACGGCGAGUGUCUUCGAAACCGAGACCUCCCUCCGCAGCUGAAAAACCCGGCCUCCAUGGAUGACGACGGCUUCUACCGCAUCCUCGCCCAGUACAAGUUCAUCCUGGCAUUUGAGAAUGCCGUCUGUGACGACUACAUCACUGAGAAGUUCUGGAGGCCUCUGAAACUCGGCGUGGUCCCUGUGUACUUCGGCUCGCCCAGCAUCACUGACUGGCUCCCCAGCAACAAGAGCGCCGUGCUGGUCACUGGCUUUUCCCACCCCAGAGAGCUGGCCAGCUUCAUCAAACAGUUGGACAACAACGACAAAGAGUACGAGGCCUACCUAGAAUGGAAGCUAAAGGGUGAGGUCUCCAACCACCGGCUUCUCACGGCCCUGAAGGAGCGCAGGUGGGGGGUGCAGGACAUCACCCAGGACAACUACAUCGAUGCCUUCGAGUGCAUGGUGUGCAACAAGGUGUGGGAGAACAUCAGGCUGCGGGAGAAGGGCUUCCUCCCUAAGAGGUGGAAUGCAGAGGUGACCCACCUGAGUUGCCCCAAGCCCCAGGCUUUUGCCUUCCCGAUCCCAGCUCUGCAGUGGACUUCUCUUCGGGAGAUGUGGAUUCCGAGUUUUGAACAGUCCAAGAAGGAAGCCCGAGCCCUGCGGCAGCUGGUGGAGAGGAAUCAGAAUUUCACUGCACAAGAGUUUUGGGCCCUGGUGUUCAAAGACUGACUUUUUAGGGUUGUCAGUUUGGAGCUACACCAUAGCUUUAGGCCCUACCCAGACAUGAGAGUCUUUGCCAUGUGGGUGUGGGGUGCUGCUCUCUAGGUUGCCUUAAUAACAUUGUAAGUCAAUAAUAAGAAAGUCAUUUUGUUAACUUAUAUUCUAGGAUAGAAAUUAAUUGGUGCAGUACCCCUUAUAUUUUUAUAUUAAAAA
Molecule: messenger RNA, 1638 nt
Organism: Gracilinanus agilis (Agile Gracile Mouse Opossum)
Lineage: Eukaryota; Metazoa; Chordata; Mammalia; Didelphimorphia; Didelphidae
Gene: POFUT3
Product: fucosyltransferase 10
Exons: 4
Coding region: 1-1434 (477 amino acids)
Cellular component (GO): Golgi membrane
Molecular function (GO): alpha-(1->3)-fucosyltransferase activity
Source: RefSeq, a predicted model, not a curated record